Molecule: messenger RNA, 2507 nt
Organism: Labrus mixtus (cuckoo wrasse)
Lineage: Eukaryota; Metazoa; Chordata; Actinopteri; Labriformes; Labridae
Product: NADH-ubiquinone oxidoreductase chain 1-like
Exons: 1
Biological process (GO): aerobic respiration
Cellular component (GO): membrane
Molecular function (GO): NADH dehydrogenase activity
Source: RefSeq, a predicted model, not a curated record
UUAAAAAUUUUAUUAAAAAUUAUUACACUCUUUUUAUCCAUUAUUCCUGCUUUAGUGAUUGUUGGGUUUUUAACCCUCCUUGAACGUAAAGUCUUAAGCUUAUCCCAAAUUCGCCUUGGGCCCAACAAGGUUGGUUGGGGGGGAAUUCCCCAACCACUAUCUGAUGCUAUUAAACUUUUUUCAAAAAUAUCAUUUUUUCCUGGUGUUGUGGGAGGGCUAUUUUUUAUUUUAAGCCCUAUUUUUAUCUUAUUUAUUUCUAUAUCGCUAUGAACAUUUUUGCCCCACGGAUUUUCUUCUAUUUUUUGUUCUAAUUCGUGAAUUAUAUUCAUAAUUAUUAUGAGAUUGGCUGUGUACCCCCUAUUAAUCAUAGGAUGAUCCUCAUCUUGCAUUUUUUCUAAUUUAGGGAGCCUCCGCGCAGUAGCACAACUUGUGUCAUAUGAAACUGUUAUAGGAACAUUUAUUUUUUUUUGAAUUUUAAGAACCUUUUCCACUUCUAUAUCAAGAAAAUUUUCUUUGGUCGGCGGGUGAAUAAUUUUAAUUCCCAUAGCUUAUUUUGUUUGGCUAGUAACAUGUUUAGCUGAAACUAAUCGAACCCCCUUUGAUUUUAGUGAAGGAGAAAGGGAACUUGUUUCUGGGUUUAACACAGAGUAUGCUUCCCAACUUUUUGCCUUAAUUUUUAUGGCGGAAUAUUUAAGAAUUUCAAUUAUAAGAAUUAUUUUUAGACUUCUUUUGGGGAAUAAACUAGAAAUAUGGGUCACUUCAGCCAUAAUUAUAGUUGUUUGAAUUUGGGUUCGAGCUACUUAUGUCCGACACCGGUACGACAAACUUAUAGCUAUAUGCUGAAAGGCAAUGCUCCCUUCGGUUAUGUUUAUUACGUUUAUCUUUAUAAUUACACUAUUUCUUAUUUAAAAAAUUGUUAUCUAUUAAAAAGUGAAUAUGAUCUAGAAAUCAUAAAGACAUUGGAACCCUCUACCUUAUUUCAGGUGUUUGAUCAGGGAUAAUUGGUUUAUCUAUAAGAAUUUUAAUUCGCUUAGAGCUAGGGCAACCGGGAUCUCUGUUAAACAGGGAUCAAAUCUAUAACGUUUUAGUAACAGCUCACGCUUUUAUUAUGAUUUUUUUUAUAGUUAUACCCAUUUUAAUUGGGGGGUUUGGUAACUGACUUAUCCCCAUAAUAAUUGGGGCCCCAGAUAUAGCUUUUCCUCGGAUAAAUAAUUUAAGAUUCUGACUUUUAGUCCCAUCCCUACUAGCUCUUUUAUUGAGAUCCUUAGCAGGGACUGGAGCAGGGACUGGUUGAACAGUUUAUCCUCCCCUUUCUACUCAGGCCUUUCACUCGGGAGUAGCUGUUGACUUAGCCAUUUUUUCCCUUCACUUGGCCGGAGCCUCAUCAUUGCUGGGAGCUGUAAACUUUAUCAGAACCCUGAUAAACCUACGAGUUUUAGGUACACUUCUUGAACGAGUUCCAAUAUUCCCCUGGUCGGUUUUAAUCACCGCUAUUUUAUUACUUUUAUCACUCCCUGUGUUAGCUGGGGCUAUCACAAUGCUAUUAACUGAUCGAAAUAUUAGAACAAGAUUCUAUGAUCCAGCAGGAGGAGGAGAUCCUAUUUUGUACCAACACUUAUUUUGAUUUUUCGGACACCCGGAAGUUUAUAUUUUAAUUCUCCCUGGAUUUGGUCUUAUUUCCCAAAUAAUUUGUAUAGAAGCUUUUAAAAACGAGCCAUUUGGUUCUUUAGGCAUAAUUUAUGCAAUAAGAGCUAUCGGGGUAUUGGGGUUUGUUGUGUGAGCUCACCACAUAUUUACCGUAGGUCUUGACUCUGAUACCCGGGCCUACUUUACAACAGCCACAAUGGUUAUUGCGGUUCCCACAGGAAUUAAAGUAUUUAGGUGACUCGGAACCUUAUAUGGGUCUAAGAUUAGAAACAGCCCCACCAUUUUAUGGGUUUUGGGGUUUUUAUUUUUAUUUACUGUUGGGGGGCUAACCGGAAUUGUUUUAGCAAACUCCUCUUUAGAUAUAACUCUUCACGACACCUAUUAUGUUGUAGCACACUUUCACUACGUGUUAAGAAUAGGGGCUGUGUUUGCUUUAAUAGGGGCUUUUAUCACCUGGUACCCACUUAUAACCGGGCUAUCCCUUAACCAAUCAUGGUUAAAAGCUCAAUUUAUAAUUAUAUUUAUAGGAGUAAAUAUUACCUUUUUUCCCAUGCACUUUUUAGGCCUGGCUGGGAUACCCCGACGUUACUCAGACUACCCUGAUUACUUUUUUAUGUGAAACUUUGUAAGAAGAAUCGGAUCUGUAAUCACAACGGUCUCUAUAUUUUUCUUUUUUGGGAUUAUUUGAGAAAGAAUAACAUCUAAGCGACCCGUUCUAGCUGUUAAAAGAGUUAGGUCAAUAAUUGAGUUCCAACACGCCUUUCCACCUUUUGAACACUCCUAUGAAUCAGUUCCAGUAACAUCUAUACAAUAUAAACCUUAAUUUAUUAAUUACAUACCCUACUAUCUUAUUUCCUAAC